AAAACCUCUUCUCCUGAUGUGUCUCCUCAUCUGGUGGCCACUGGAAUUGACUUCUGCUGAUAAGAACAGUAACUGGUGUUACGGGAGUCCGGAAUGUGAUUUCAAAACAUGGAAGGGAAAGUGUAAAACGGGGUCCAAACAGUCACCCAUCAACCUGGAGAAAGACUCAGCGGUGCGCGACAAAUCUCUUACCCCCAUUGAGACUGAGGGCUACGAUGUUCCUGGCAAGAUAACUGGAGUUACAAAGGAGGAAAACACAGUGAAAGUAAAGUUGGGAGAAGGCAUCCGCAUAAAAGGUGGUGGUCUUGGAGGCCAGUACGAAGCAAAAUCCAUAGAUUUUCGCUGGGGCGGUUGGCCUGAAGAUAAUUUCAAUGCUGAAGACUCGACUUGGCUUGGCUCUGAACACAGCAUCGAUGGAAAGAAAUACCCCAUGGAGAUGCAAAUUAAUCACGUCAAACUCCCCGGUGCAGGCAGCACAACCAAGGACAGAGCGGUCCUUUCCUUCUUCAUUCAGAAAUCCAUGGAAAAGCCAAAGCCUGACGAUCUUUUCCCCAUCUAUGACUGCAUUGACACUUUAGGAGAUGACACGAACUGUGAACUGGACAGCAAGACAACUCUCACCGACUUCAUGAUUGGAGCUAACAUGAAACAUUACAUGCGGUACGAAGGAUCAGGCACCACUCCACCCUGCAACGAAAAUGUCAUCUGGACUGUCUACCUCGUGCCUCUUUUGAUUCCUGCCAGCAUGAUAAAGAAUUUUACAAUUCUCAAAAAUGAAGAAUUCAAAGAGAUGAAGAACGUGUACCGGCCAAUUCAGCCUCUCAACGGCCGGACGGUUUACCUCUCAGCAGGGAGCUCCAUUCCCACCAUCUCUGGAGCCGCUCUUGUCGUCUGGGUCUCCAUUCUGCGCCUCAUCAUAAAUGUCAACUAAAAAGAUCAUCUGUGGGGUGGGUGGGGGUCCGUGCGGCCCUUUGUUCAUUUUUUUUUAUUUUGAGUUUGUUGGAGGCUGAGGUGCAAACUCCUUGAAGGACCCACAGCUUUCAGACCCUCAUGUUAGGGUCCCUCCUGAAGCCCCAGAGCAGCAACCUAAUUUGGGGGCUCCACACUCGUGGUGGUCUCUCACUGCCUUGUGCUCGGACGCUUUUCUUUUAGUAAUAAACGCCGCCAUGUUUGCCACAAGUCCUCCACUCUUUCUGGUCCUUGGCUUUGUUUUUGUUACGUUCCUUUUUUUCAAUUUGGCUUUGUCAGGACAAGCAGUCUCAUCACAUCAACAUGGACACCAGUGCCACUUAUUACAUAAAACCAGUACUAUGUGUGUCUUUAUUCAGGUACAGCAGUCGGUGCCAAUCACCUAUGUAAAGUAGAAUGACUUCAGAGCUGGGCACCAGUGCCCAUUAUUAUACAGACCAGUCUCUGUGCUUAAUCAGAUCGAGCAGUCAGUGUCCAUUAUUACUUAAACCAGAAUGACUAAGAUGGGCACCUGUGCCCAUUUUUACAUAAACUAGUAGGUGCUUGUGCCCACUGCCUUUGUAAACCACAAUGAUAUCUAAGCUGGGCACCACUGCCUGUUUCUAUACAAACCAGGUGUCCCAAAUGACUGGGGACCCUGCCCAGCCAGGACGCCUGGACAGUCCCUGAGAUGGACGAUACCCCCCCCGGGCCAUAAGAGGGCAGCCGCCCGGGUCUGUCUGGGGGCCAUGGGAACGGAACUGGGACGCUCACCCCUAUGGGAGGAUGUGGCCACCGCCAGGGGGCGCCCGAACAGUUAAGGAAUCCUGGAUGGCAGCACUUCCGCCACACCAUGAAGUUCUGCCAGAAGCAAUCCCAGGGGCACCCGGAGUGUUUCCAGGCGCUCUCCUGACACUUCCGCCACACCAGGAAGUGACGUCAUCCGGGUCAUGAUAAAAGGGGCCGCCUCCCUCCAGUA
This is a messenger RNA of Polypterus senegalus (gray bichir), 1927 nucleotides long. RefSeq names its product carbonic anhydrase 4-like. The transcript has 8 exons. NCBI's taxonomy places the organism in Eukaryota, Metazoa, Chordata, Cladistia, Polypteriformes, Polypteridae. The record is from RefSeq and is a predicted model, not a curated record. Gene Ontology annotation, cellular component: plasma membrane. Gene Ontology annotation, molecular function: zinc ion binding; carbonate dehydratase activity. Bases 17 to 931 code for a protein of 304 amino acids.